Messenger RNA from Trichomycterus rosablanca, 2462 nucleotides. RefSeq names its product vitrin (gene vit). The transcript has 20 exons. Bases 20 to 2362 code for a protein of 780 amino acids. Gene Ontology annotation, biological process: positive regulation of cell-substrate adhesion; extracellular matrix organization. The record is from RefSeq and is a predicted model, not a curated record. Lineage: Eukaryota; Metazoa; Chordata; Actinopteri; Siluriformes; Trichomycteridae.
UUAUCUUCUCUUUUCCUUCAUGAUGAUUAAAGCGUCUUUCAUCAACUGUGUAGGAAUUGCAUUCCUGCUCAUAUGUAGCAGCGAGGCAAAGCCAAAUGUAAAAGACAAGAAGGUGAAACAAGCUGUGCCUGAUAUUGAAUGCAAUAUUCGUGCGGGGAAGAUCAACCACCCUGAGUUCAUCGUUCGGUGUCCGUCUGACUGUCGAGAGUCCAAAGAGCGGGUUUAUGGGACGAAUGUGUAUGCCUCUAUAUCCAGCAUCUGCAAUGCUGCCAUCCACAGUGGGGUCAUAACAAAUACAGGAGGAAAGGUGAUUGUACAGAAGAUGGCAGGUCAAGCAGUUUAUAAUGGCACUUUUGGACACGGCAUCCGCUCGCUGUCCUUCAACAACUGGAGAGAGUCUUUCACCAUCUUGGUGGGCAAACCGAAGAAGGGUGUGAUUUACCCCUCUACCCUGGACUAUAUUGCUUCAAAACCAGUAAUAAAGCCAGCUUUUUUUAAAGGUCAGAAAGAAACCAGAGUCCUGCCAGCCACCACUGCGUUGCCCGUGACAGCAGCUCCCGAGCCGGUUCAAACAACUGUGGAGGAACCCACGACCACCAAAACCACAACGACAACCACCACCGGCGCAAAACCACGGGCUGCGGUACAUAAAGUCCGAGAAGCAGGCAGAAGUCACCCAUACCUCGUUGCAGUAGCUGCAGCAGCCAGUUCUCGGCAGACACCGACUAGCCAAGGAAAAGGGCUUCCACAAGCUUCCAGAGGUGGCUCCUCAUUUGCCAGUAGAUUUUUACCUCGUAUCAACCCAGGUCAGCGCAGGCCAGAGACAGGUACCAGUAAAAGGAGACAGCCAUCACCUCGUGCUACCUUGGUUUUCAAUCAGGUCCAGCCGGUCCAGCCUGAAGUGACCCAGCACACCAGCCACUCCAAUCCUGAAAUUAGUAACUCUGAGCCAGAUACGAGCUACACCUGGAGUGACGACGCAGUGGAUUCUCCAGCUCCAGAUACAAGGCCAGAUAUUUCAGAGUAUGAGCGCUGGUAUCAUAACUAUGGACAGCACCCUCCUCGGCCAGCAGGUACGGACAGUGGACACAGAGUUCCUUCUGAAGGCAGCAACAUGAGAGAUAUCAGUGCUCGAGAGUAUGACUCCGGACCCAGAGUUCCAGAUGUGCCAACGUCAAUGGGAAAUCCUAAUUGUAAAGUCGACAUUGCUUUCCUUAUGGAUGGCAGCUGGAGCAUUGGAAAGCGACGCUUUAAGAUUCAGAAAGACUUCCUAUCUGAGGUUUCCCAGGUCAUCAACGUGGGUGCAAAUGGCCCCAUGAUGGGUAUCAUCCAAUAUGGGGAUGAGCCAGUGACUGAAUUUGGUUUGCGUCAGUUCUCCAGCUCCAAAGACCUAAAACCUGCCAUUGAUAAAAUCACCCAAAAAGGAGGUCUCUCCAAUGUGGGAAAAGCCCUCUCUUACAUCAACAAACAGUACUUCAGUGAUGCCAAUGGAAACCGUGGGAGUGCACCAAAUGUGGCUGUGGUACUGGUGGAUGGCUGGCCCACUGACAAAGUCGAGGAAGCUUCAAGACAGGCACGAGAGUCUGGCAUCAACAUCUUCUUCGUCACCAUUGAGGGCCCAGACGACAACGAGAAGCAGAAUGUGGUGGAACCCAACUUUGUAGACAAGGCCGUGUGCAGGACCAGUGGCUUUUUCUCCUUGCCUGUGUCGAGCUGGUUUUCACUUCGCAAGGCGACACAGCCUUUGGUGAAGCGCAUAUGCGACACAGACCGGCUAGUGUGCAGCAAGACUUGCCUGAAUGCCAACGACAUCGCCUUCGUCAUAGACGGAUCCAGCAGCGUGGGGACGGGCAACUUUCGUACUGUGUUACAGUUUGUGGCCAACGUGACACGUGAAUUUGAGAUUUCGGAUACAGACACGCGCAUCGGUGCUGUGCAGUACACUUAUGAGCAACGGCUGGAGUUUGCCUUUGGCCAGCACAACACAAAGGCUGAUGUGCUAAACGCUAUCCAACGCAUUAACUACUGGAGUGGGGGGACCAGCACAGGCGCUGCUAUCACCUACGCCGCAGAGAAACUGUUCAGCAAGUCCAAACCUAACAAGAGGAAGAUUAUGAUUGUUAUUACUGAUGGGCGCUCCUAUGAUGAUGUACGUGCACCUGCUUUGGCAGUGCACCGCUCAGGUGUAAUCGCCUACUCUAUUGGCAUCGCGUGGGCCGCACAGGACGAACUAGAAUACAUUGCCACAGACCCAGACAAGGAUCAUUCCUUCUUUGUGGAUGAGUUUGACAACCUCUACAAGUACGUGCCCAAGAUCAUACACAACAUUUGCCACGAGUUCAACUCUCAGCCUCGGAACUAAGCAAGACAAGAACUGAGGGGUUUGACCAGACAGAAUGGAAUGGGUUUGCUAUCUAGACUUGAUACGACCAAAGAAGUCAACGGGACAUAUUUAUCACAGU